AUGUCUGGAGUCCAAUUGUACAUCUCUAGCGUGUCAGCAUCGAGAGAGGUCAGGUCUCAACAGUCAGAAGUGGAAAGGGUUUUGGAAGUAAAAAGAAUAAAAUACAAACGGAUCGAUAUCUCAGUCAGUGAAACACUUCUGGAAGAAAUGAGAAGCAGGGCAGGCAACCCGAUUGCUCUUCCACCACAAAUAUUCAAUGAUAACAGCUAUUGUGGGGAUUACUGGCAGUUUUAUGAUGCUGUGGAAAAUGAAGAGAUUGAUCACUUCUUAAAAUUGGAACAGAAAGAGCAACAUGGCUGUGAACUUUCAACAGACUCCAAUCAAAAUUUUACUGCAGAAAGCUGA
Messenger RNA from Carcharodon carcharias (great white shark), 345 nucleotides. Its product is annotated as SH3 domain-binding glutamic acid-rich-like protein 3. Lineage: Eukaryota; Metazoa; Chordata; Chondrichthyes; Lamniformes; Lamnidae. The record is from RefSeq and is a predicted model, not a curated record. Gene Ontology annotation, cellular component: cytoplasm. The transcript is spliced from 3 exons. The coding region runs from base 1 to 345 and encodes 114 amino acids.